Molecule: messenger RNA, 2398 nt
Organism: Vidua chalybeata
Lineage: Eukaryota; Metazoa; Chordata; Aves; Passeriformes; Viduidae
Gene: FASTKD4
Product: transforming growth factor beta regulator 4
Exons: 11
Coding region: 123-2060 (645 amino acids)
Biological process (GO): regulation of mitochondrial mRNA stability; mitochondrial RNA processing
Cellular component (GO): mitochondrial matrix; ribonucleoprotein granule
Molecular function (GO): RNA binding
Source: RefSeq, a predicted model, not a curated record
GCCGAGCGGCCAAUAGCGAGCGGGCGCGGCGCGGUGACGUCGUAACCGUGCGCCUCAGUGGCGGCCCGUGCGUGGGGCCGGGGCGGGAGAGCCGUCCCGGGAUGCGGCGCUGAGCCUCGCCCAUGGCCGCGCGCCUGCUCCGCCGCUGCUGCCGCCGGCUGCUGCCGCCCGCGCCCGGCCCGGGGCCCGGCCUGCUCACCGGCCAUGGACCUGCUCUGCUCACCGGCCCGGGGCCCGGCCUGCUCACCGGCCAUGGACCUGCCCUGCACACGGGCCAUGGACCUGCCCUGCACACGGACCCGGCCCGGGCGGCCGAGGGGCCCCGGGCGCGGGCGCGCGAGGACGGCGAGGAGCAGCGGCUGCGGGAGCUGAUCCGCGCCGCCGGCAGCCCGCAGGAGCUGCUGCAGCUGAGCCACGGGCCCGGCCUGAGCAGCAACCUGGCGGCGCUGGCCAUCGGCCGCCUGGCCCGCAUGAGCGGCGAGCAGCGCCUGGACAGCGCCGGCCUGCGCGGGGACCCCCGCUUCCAGCGCCUGCUGGCCGUCCUGGACACGCAGAUCUCGCAGGUGUGGAACGCGCCGCUGCUGCAGCUGCUGCGCAGCCUGCCGGCGCUGGGGCUGGCGCGGGGCGGGCGCCAGGUGCGCUCGGUGGAGCAGGAGGUGCUGUGGCGGCUGCGGCGCCUGCCCCUGCGGCAGCUGGUGCAGCUGGCCGAGCAGCUGGCGGGGCAGGGCCACGACGGGCUCCUGCUGCCCGAGGUGCUGCGCAAGCUGGAGCUGCGCUGGACCGAGCUGGACGGCACCCGCACCGUGGUGACGCUCAUGGCCAAGGUGGGACACCUGUCCCCCGCCCUGAUGGAGCGCCUGGAGGACAAGGCCCUGGAGCUGGCCGAGCAGUUUGACCCUGACGAGCUGCGCCGCGUGGCGCUGGCGCUGGCGCUGCAGCAGCGCCGCUGCGUGCCCCUGCUGCGGGCCCUGUCCUACCACCUGCUGCAGAAACCCGCCGAGCUGCCCCUGCCCGUGCUCACCGACCUGCUCUUCGCCUUCAGUAAGCUGAGCUUCCAGCAGCCGCAGGUGCUGCACCGCCUGUCCCUGGAGCUGCAGCCUCACCUGGGCAGCCUGAGCCCGGCUCAGGUGCUGCGCUGUGCCCGCUCCUUCGCCAGCCUGCGCUGGCUCAGCCGGCCCCUCGCCGAGGCCAUCGCUCAGUACUGCCUGGACAACACGCAGAACCUGUCCGUCACCCAGCUCUGCGGGGUCCUCGUGUCCUUCGCCCGCCUCAACUUCCAGCCCAGCUCCAGCGAGGAGUUCUUCUCCAUGAUCCACGAGCGGCUGCAGGGGCAGGAGCAGCAGCUGGACAUGCACCUGCUGACGGAUGUGGUGUGGUCCCUGUGCGUCCUGCAGCAGCCCCGGGCCCCCCACCUGCGCCAGGUGCUGUCCCCCGAGUUCCAGGCCCGCCUGCGAGGUGACACCUCCCCGCGGGCGCAGAGCUCGUGGCUGAAGCUGCUGCACAUCAACGCCACGGCCAGGCUGGAGGCCCCGGGCUACGAGGGGCCCUUCCUGCCCCCCGAGGUGCUGGGGAGGGACGGGGACAGGGACAAGGACAAAGAGAAGGCCACCCCCCUGCAGCGGGGGCUGUGGGAGGCACUGCCGGGGGCACUGGGGGGCCACGACCUCGUCCGGUACAACGUGAGCACAGUGUACGGCUGGGACAUUGAUGCCGAGGCGGUGCUGGACAGUGACAACAAACCCCUGCCCGUGAGGGACUUCGCUGCCCCCCACUUGUCCCACUCCGAGGGGACAAAGGCACUGCCACCGGGGGCCAGGAGGGUGGCCGUGCUGCGCUGGGAGCUGCCGCAGUUCAGCUCGCGGGGCCGGGAGCUGCUGGGCCGGGGCUCGCUGGCCCGCAGGCACCUGCGAGCCGCCGGCUUCCUGCUGGCCGAGGUGCCCCACUACGAGUUCCUGGAGCUGAAGCUGGAGCGGCAGCGCGUGGCCUACCUGAAGGACAAGGUGGCCAAGGCCCUGGCCAGUGACACGGCCGGUGACACGGCCACCGACGCGGCCACCUGACCCGCCCACGUGGCCUCCUCACCUCAGCCAGGUGGCCGCGUCCCUGUGCCAAUGUGAGCGGGUCACCACGCCCAGGUGGCCCAGUGGCUGAGCCCAGGUGGGCACGUCCCCACAGCGAGGUGGCCACGUCACCAGGUCACCGUGCCUGGGUGGGCACGUCCCCACAGCAAGGUGGCCACGUCACCAGGUCACCGUGCCCGGGUGGGCACGUCCCCACAGCAAGGUGGCCACGUCACCAGGUCACCGGGCACGUCCCCACAGCGAGGUCCCCGUGUCCCCGUGUGGCUCCAGUGCUGCUGCUCCGUGUCACCAACGGCUCAAAUAAACCCAGAACUGUA